Molecule: messenger RNA, 840 nt
Organism: Phaeoacremonium minimum UCRPA7
Lineage: Eukaryota; Fungi; Ascomycota; Sordariomycetes; Togniniales; Togniniaceae
Exons: 1
Coding region: 1-840 (279 amino acids)
Source: RefSeq, a predicted model, not a curated record
AUGCAACUUGUCGAGCAUUAUCCAAGCAGUGCCGACUUCUUGAAUACGACGAACGUAUCUUUCGAGACAUCCUUUGGAUCAGAGGAGAGCAUUCAAGCACCAGAAGACAUCCUCUCCCAAUUCUACGAGCACUCACUUGCCGUCUACGAUGAGAUCCCUUCGUCACAGUUAGUUCCCAGCUCCAACGAAGGUGACACCUCCUUCGCCAGCGACGAAUCGUACUCUCGCUAUAGCGGUGAGGCCACUACCAGCUUCAUCCGGCCUCCUUUGGGUAACCACGGAGGAGAGCAUCUCAGCGACCUGGAGGACAUCCCCAAUGCCGCAUACUUGAAAAGCAUCGAGCCAGCAACCAUGACUGUUAAUCUCAUCGUAGGCAUCAUCUCGAUCGCAGCUCCCCGUACGGUCAAGACACGAUGGGGCUCGACCAAGACGCUCGUUGAAGUUCUGGUCGGCGACGAGACCAAGUCUGGCUUCUCAGUCACCUUCUGGCUGCCCUCCGAAUCGGUGGCUCAAAGCGUGCUGGCUGGACUUCGCACACAGGAUGUGGUCUUAAUGCAGAAUGUCGCCUUGAAUGUAUUCAUGAAGAAGGUUUACGGGCAUAGUCUUCGCAAGGAUAUGACAAAAGUGAAUUUGCUUUAUCGGAAGAAGCUCGAUUCGAAAGACAUUGCGGGCCACUAUUCGACAUCUGAUAUGCAGUCGUCAAAGCGUGCCCAUCCCCAACUAGUAAAGACGCAAAAAGUUAGAGAAUGGGUCCUUAGGUUUGUCGGAAUUGAGAGUGCUCCGCAACAGAAAACUUCACGAUUGCGGGCUUGGGACAGGCCGCCAGACGAUACUCAGUAA